GGCCAUGUGGCCCUCGCAUGUGGUGAGCUAGAGCUAAUUAGAUUUUGAGUAAUAAAUAGUGUGGUUUUAUGUUUAGGAGAAGUGAGGUGCAUUGUGUACAUGCAAGCUAGUGAUUUGAUAAUGGCUACCACCGCUGAUGAUGGAAAGACGGCUAAUAAGCGACCGAGCAAUCGCUGGACUUUGUUCAUAGUCUUCUUGUCUCUCUUGGUGGAUUUGCUUGGGUUCACAGUCAUCCUACCUCUCAUUCCUUCCAUGUUAGAGUAUUACAGCACUCAUGACCAGAGUGGUUUGUAUGACUACCUGUUGAAGAGUGUGGAUGGGUUCAGACUGUACAUUGGUGGGCCCGAUACUGAGCGAUUCAAUCUUGUCUUGUUUGGAGGUCUCCUUGGCUCUCUGUACUCAUUCCUCCAGUUCCUGACCUCCCCUCUACUAGGAGCCUCCUCUGAUGUGUAUGGUAGGAAGCCAUUGUUACUACUCACCAUGGUGGGAGUGCUGUUGUCUUACGCUCUCUGGGCUCUCUCCUACAACUUUGGACUGUUUGUGGUGGCCCGUAUCCUGGCUGGUGUAUCCAAGGGCAAUGUUAGUCUGAGCACAGCUAUAGUCACUGAUAUCACUACAGCUGAGGGAAGAUCCAAGGGAAUGGCAAUGGUAGGAGCAGCUUUCUCUCUUGGCUUCCUGUUUGGACCUAGCAUUGGAGCAGGUUUCUCUCUGAUGGGUCAUGGCAAUCAAGGAUCUUUCCUGGCAUUCCAAUAUCCUGCACUCUUUGCUCUGACUCUAACUCUUCUCAAUAUUGGGCUAGUAGCAGGACUACUGUCAGAGACCCUACCUCCAGGACAAAGGGCCACCUCUUUGGGAGGAGGAAUCACAGGAGCACUCUAUCUUGUCAACCCAGUAUCUCUAUUCAAGUACGAUUCUGUGACUCAGAUUUCUUGUCAAGAUCGGUCGAGACUGAGGAGACUUGGACUUGUCUACUUCCUCUAUAUUUUCCUAUUCUCUGGCCUUGAGUAUUCCCUCACCUUCCUGGUACACCAACGCUUUGGCUAUUCCAGCAUGGACCAGGGGAAGAUGUUUCUGUUUAUUGGAGUGGUCAUGAUCCUAGUGCAAGGAGGAUACCUGAGGAGACAGCCAGCAGGCAGGGAGAAGACCACAGCUCUAGUGGGCAUGUUGGCUCUCAUCCCAGGCAUGCUUCUCGUUGGUUGGGCCUCCUCUGCUACUAUGCUGUACGGAGGAUUAUUCCUCUACUCAUUUGGCUCUGGAACUGUUGUCCCUAGUCUAACUUCCAUAGCCUCAAAGUUUGGUGAAGACAGUGAGAAGGGGAAGGUGUUGGGCAUCAUUAGAUCUAUUGGAGCUCUGGGAAGAGCCUUUGGACCGUUUGUGGCGUGUACAGUUUACUGGCAAUACAGCGCAUGUGUGUGUUACAUGACUGGAGCAGCUCUGUUCUCUCUGCCUCUACUCUUGCUAGCACUUGCCACUACUACACCCUCCAAACUAAAAGACACUUAAUCUAAUAAUGGUGUAUAAUUAUAUACAUGUCAUUCAUAUGGAUUCAUGAUAAGAUAACUACAA
Molecule: messenger RNA, 1566 nt
Organism: Halichondria panicea
Lineage: Eukaryota; Metazoa; Porifera; Demospongiae; Suberitida; Halichondriidae
Product: major facilitator superfamily domain-containing protein 10-like
Exons: 13
Coding region: 100-1503 (467 amino acids)
Biological process (GO): transmembrane transport
Cellular component (GO): brush border membrane
Molecular function (GO): transmembrane transporter activity
Source: RefSeq, a predicted model, not a curated record